AUGUCCCUUCGCCCCCUGCUGAAAAAGGACCUGCUCGUCCGCUCGAACCAGACGGGCACCAAGACCGACAUGAAAGAGGCCCUGGCGCUGUUCGCGGCCGGCAAGGUCGUGCCGGAGCUCGAGGUCGUGGAGUUGGGCGACAUCAACGGCGCCUUGGACAGGAUCAAGCGCGGGGACGUCAUGGGGAAGUUGGUGGCGGAUUUGAGGGGUUCUAAAUAA
This is a messenger RNA of Fonsecaea pedrosoi CBS 271.37, 219 nucleotides long. RefSeq lists its product as uncharacterized. The record is from RefSeq and is a predicted model, not a curated record. The transcript has a single exon. Lineage: Eukaryota; Fungi; Ascomycota; Eurotiomycetes; Chaetothyriales; Herpotrichiellaceae. The coding region runs from base 1 to 219 and encodes 72 amino acids.